Messenger RNA from Rotaria sp. Silwood2, 768 nucleotides. Lineage: Eukaryota; Metazoa; Rotifera; Eurotatoria; Philodinida; Philodinidae. The record is from the annotation of a GenBank genome assembly.
AUGACAACAUCAAUAGAUCCAAGUGUGGAUGAAUUAUUAUUAUUACAAGAAAAUCAAUAUCGUAUACAAAAUUUUGUUUUGGCAAAUCUUAAACCAAUUGGAGCAGAACGUAAGAUUGGACAACCAUCAAAUACAUCAACUCAAUUUAUAUCUCCAACAAAAUCAUCAUUAUUAUCAUCGCAACGAAUGAAUAUAGAUUUUACUUCAAGAGAUAUAGAAGAAAAUAACAAUUUAUUUGAGAUCCCAUCAUUUAAUUCAUCUAUUGAACCAUCAACAAUGUCUAUUUAUGAUAAUUUUCAUUUUUCUUCAAUUGAUGAACCAAUAAUUCACGAAACAAAUAAUGAUUUAGAAUUAUUAACUUACCAUCCAUUUUAUAAUUAUUCAUCAAGUUUAGCAUCAUCAACAAAUGAUAGUUCAACAACACAUUUAUUCGACAAUUAUAAUUAUCAACGACAAAUAUCAUCAUCAUCAAUUGUUCAACAAAAAGUUAAUCAAUCAACUUCAACUCAAAUACAAACAGAAAAAACAAUACCAUCAUUUUAUGUUCCACAAACUUAUUCAACUAAUCAAUUUUUUAUUCCAAAUUCAUGUCAACCAUAUUCUAGAAAUUCAUUUAUAAAUGUUUGUCAACAAACACGACCUGUAUUCACAAGUCCAUUUCAAUGUACACGAGAACGUUUUCAAGUUAAUUCAAUAGGACGUCCGAUUUUACGUGCUAACAAUUAUACACGUUUUUCACAAAUAACUGGUUUCAAAUUUCGACGAUAA